This is a messenger RNA of Tinamus guttatus (white-throated tinamou), 1045 nucleotides long. The record is from RefSeq and is a predicted model, not a curated record. NCBI's taxonomy places the organism in Eukaryota, Metazoa, Chordata, Aves, Tinamiformes, Tinamidae.
AUGAUGGACUGGCUCACUGUGGACACGCUGGAGACCAGGGUGGACUGGGCGAUGGAGGAAGAAUCCGGCAGGGGAAAAAGGAGGCCAGAGGAGCUGGGAGGUGUUUUCGAGGCCAGCCCCUUGGGGGAGCCCGAGCCCGCGGACUCUGCAGGGCUGCGGGAAGGUGUCAGAGCAGAAACGCGGGGGUCACAGCAGGGCUGCGGCCGGGACCGCGGGGACGGGGACGCGGCGGCACGUUACAGCAUCUUCCUGGUGGCUGCCCAUGAGUUCGGCCACGCGCUGGGGCUGGACCACUCCAGCGUGCGCGAGGCCCUCAUGUACCCCAUGUACAGCUACGUGGAGGACUUCCAGCUGCACCCUGACGACAUCAAGGGCAUCCAGUACCUCUAUGGUCGCGGCUCUGGUCCCGAGCCCACUGCCCCCGCACCCGUGCCCAGCGAGGAGCCCCAGCCCACCGAGGCUGGCAGCGCCUCCACCACUGAGGGGCAGGAGGAGGAGGAGGAGGAGACGACGCCAGAGCCCACGGCUGAGCCCAGUCGCCAGGAUGCCUGCGCAGAGAAGAAUUUCGAUGCCAUCACAGAGAUCAACGGAGAGCUGCACUUCUUCAAGAACGGCAAAUACUGGACCCGCUCGUCCUUCUGGAAGUCAGGCCUCCAGGGCGCCUUCUCCAUCGCGGACACCUGGCCCGGGCUCCCGGCGGUCAUUGAUGCCGCCUUCCAGGACGUGCUCACCAAGAGGGUCUUCUUCUUCGCUGGUCGGCACUUCUGGGUGUUUUCCGGCAAGAAUGCGCUGGGCCCGAGCGGGAUCGAGAAGCUGGGCAUCGGCAAGGAGGCCGGCCGCAUGUCGCGCUCCCCCCGCGCCACCGACGACGUGUUCACCGGCGUCCCCCUGGACGCACGCAACGUCUUCCUCUACCAAGACAAGUACCACUUCUGCCAGGGCAGCUUCUACUGGCGCAUGACGCCGCGCUACCAGGUGGACCGCGUGGGCUACGUCAAGUACGACAUCCUGCAGUGCCCGGAGCACUAGCACCUGACUGGCCGCC